AUGUCUCACGCACCCAGAGGCGGAGGCGAUAGAGGCCGCGGUGGAUUCCGUGGCGAUCGUGGAGACCGGGGCGGUGGCCGUGGAAGUGGAAGAGGUGAAUUUAGGGGCCGAGGCCGAGGAGAUGGUAGGGGAGACUUUGGCGGUGGGCGAGGUGAGUUUGGAGGCCGUGGAGACUUUGGGGGCAGAGGAGGAGGAGGAGGAGGAGGAGGUGGUGGUUUUCGAGGAGAUAGAGGCGGAUUCCGGGGAGAUAGAGGCGGAUUUAGAGGUGACAGAGGUGGUGGGCGUGGUGGAAGGGGCCGCGGCGGUGGCCCACAGGAGAUUGAGGCAUUUGCAAACCCCAAGCCACAAGAUCCAAAGGUUGCGAAAAUUGAAAAUGCUUUGCAUCCACUUGGAAAAAAGACUCUCGACCUCAGCCGACUGAAUUUAUCCGAAGGCAACCCAACCCGUCCUGGUUAUGGUACUCUUGGUGCCAAGGUUGAGCUCACGGCCAACUAUGUCGAGCUGCUUCCGCCUUCAAAUCUUGUCUUGUAUCGUUACAACAUCGAUGUUGAUCCAGAGGUUGCCGGUAGAAAGCGCCACCGCGUUGUGCAGUUGCUGCUCGAGAGGCCAGAGCUGGAAGAAUACAAAGGUGCCAUUGCGACUGAUUUCCGCUCCACUAUCGUUUCCAAGACCAAAUUCAAGCAUGACGAAGACAUUGUGGAAGUCCAGUACCGUUCCGAAGGCGAAGACGAGCCGGCGCCGGGAGCUCAAGUCUACAAGAUCCGCAUCCUCUACACAAACACCUUGACUGUUAGCGAGCUGGUAAACUGGAUGAACUCGACCAAUAUUGGCCAGCCGCUUCAGGAUAAACAGGAACUGACACAGGCACUCAACAUCUUUCUCAACCACUUUGCCAAGUCUGCGCACAACCUUGCCACUAUUGGCACAUCCAAGAGCUUUUCCCUACACCAGAACGCAGCCCGAGGCGACCUGGGUGCCGGCUUGGAAGUGAUUCGUGGCUUCUUCUCGAGUGUCCGCAUUGCGACAUGCCGCGUCCUGGUCAACAUCAAUGUCAGCCAUGGAGCGUUCUACCACACCGGUCCUUUGCCAGCGCUCAUGCAAAACUACGGCGCUCGAAACACGACUGCUCUCGAGGCAUUUCUUAAACUCAUCAGAGUUCAAACCACACACUUGAAGGAGAAGCGAAACAAGGCAAACCAAGUCAUUCCUCGGAUCAAGACCAUCUUCGGGCUUGCCAGGAAGGAUGACGGACAUGGAAUGGUGCACCGACCUCGCAUCCAAAGACACGGGGCUGGAGCUAAAGAGGUGGAGUUUUGGCUUGACAGCGAAGGCAACCCCAGUCAACCCAAGGCUGCGCCUGGGAAAGCCAAGGGCAAGGGCAAGCCUCCACCACAGGGGCCCGCGCCUGCCGGCUCUGGCAAGUACAUCAGCGUGUUCGAUUUCUUCCGCACAACGUACAACCGCACCCUUCAACACCCUGAGCUUCCCGUCAUAAACUGUGGCAAUCGAGAGAACCCUAUGUACCUCCCCGCAGAAGUCUGUGUCGUGAUUCCGGGUCAGCCAGCCAAGGGGAAGCUAGAUGGACUUCAAACCCAGGAGAUGAUACGAUAUGCGGUUAGAAAACCUUGGGAGAAUGCGAGAUCCAUCGUUGAUGAAGGCAUCGCGACUAUUGGCCUGGAUGCAAAUACAAACAUACUUUUGCGUUCCUUUGGACUUUCUAUUACACCCGGACUGAUCAAAGUGCCUGGGCGUGUCUUGCCUGGACCAAGAGUCCUAUACAAAGGCAGCAAGACGGCCGAUCCACGAUUCGGCAGCUGGAACAUGAUUGACAUUAAUUUCAAUACGGGCGCUUCCCUCUCAAAAUGGAGGGCCGUGAUGAUUGGGCUUCCUGGCAGACGCGACGCUUUUGGGCAACAAGACCUAGCUGCCCUGAUGGAAGAGUUUCACUAUGGCCUCCGCAAGAUUGGUAUCAAUGCUGAUCCACCACUGCCGUCUGAAAGGCUGCAGUUGAAAGGUCCGGACGACCCGAAUCUCGACUCUUAUCUAAAGGAUACCGCUCGCAAAGUCCAAUUGCUGUUCGUCAUACUGCCCGAGGCCAACAUUCCACUGUACAAGCAGAUCAAGACGCUCGCCGAUAGGGACCACGGAUUGCACAACGUUUGUGCCGUUGGCUCGAAACUGGCCAAACCAAAAGGACGUGAUCAGUACAUUGCCAACGUCGCGUUGAAGUUCAAUCUGAAGCUCGGAGGUGUGAACCAAAAGGUGGAGAACAAGAAUCUCGGCAUCAUCGAACAGAACAAGACUAUGGUGGUUGGCAUCGACGUCACCCAUCCAGCGCCAGGCUCGGCUAGCAAUGCGCCGUCCGUGUCAGCAAUGGUUGCGUCAGUGGACAAUGUUCUCGGCCAGUGGCCUGCAACCCUUCGCAUCCAGAAGAGCAGACAGGAGAAUGUCGAUGAUCUUGCCGGGAUGCUCAAGUCGCGUCUUGAGCUGUGGAGAACAAAGGGCAGACACCAAGCAUUGCCGGAGAAUAUUCUCAUCUACCGCGAUGGAGUUUCAGAGGGUCAGUACGACAUGGUACUUGCAGAAGAGCUGCCACAGUUGCGAAAGGCAUGUCAAGAAAUGUACCCGGCGACCGACACCAAGAAGGGUCUCCCGCGCUUCACUGUUGUCAUCUGCGGCAAGCGCCACAAGACGCGCUUCUAUCCCACGAGUGUGCAGGACGCUGACCGCUCCGGCAAUACGAAACCUGGCACUGUCGUCGAUCGUGGUGUGACAGAAGCCCGCAAUUGGGACUUUUUUCUCCAGGCCCAUGCCGCGCUCCAAGGCACCGCUCGACCCUGCCACUACUACAUUGUCCACGAUGAGAUCUUCCGCCAGGUCUACGCCAAGCAGAUCCCCCCGCCCUUCCAGAACGUCGCCGAUAUCGUCGAAGACAUUACGCACAAUAUGUGCUACUUGUUUGGCCGCGCAACCAAGGCCGUCAGCCUGUGCCCGCCCGCGUACUAUGCCGAUCUCGCAUGCGACCGCGCCCGAUGCUAUCUCGCCACUCUGUUUGACACGCCCGCUCCAAGCGCAGUGCAGUCUGCGGCCGGUACGUCGGUGACUGGAGCUGGUGCUGGGAGUGUCGCUGCGCCUGAUCCUGGCGCGGUCCAGAUCCAUCCCAAUAUCAGGGAUUCGAUGUUCUAUAUCUAGGACCUCAUGUCAUUCAAUACUGAAGGAUGCUAUUUUCGUUUCUAUACAGGAAUAAACUGCUUGAUCCUUGCAAGACCCUUGGUGAGAGUGACCCAUAUCAUCUUUCCACGACGCCUUUACCAGAUAUUGUUCCUUCACUAGUCACUGGAUCCGGACGGCGCGCUUCGGGUCAUGUGAGUGUCCAGUAGCGAGCUUGGCACGCGUACAAGACCAGCGCGUUCUCCCGGCCUCUCCCUCCUCUCCAGUAGUUGUUUUGCCGCGAAGGAUGAGGGGUAUCACUUCUGAUUAUAUAUCGACAAGCUUGAACAGGCUCAUAUUACCUGUCAGGUACACCAAUAACCAGUAGUUGUUUUAACAAUAUGGCUGACCAUAAUGUUGAUUCGUACUACUCGCCUACACCAC
Exserohilum turcica Et28A is the source of this 3594-nucleotide messenger RNA. RefSeq lists its product as uncharacterized. Gene Ontology annotation, molecular function: protein binding; RNA binding. Lineage: Eukaryota; Fungi; Ascomycota; Dothideomycetes; Pleosporales; Pleosporaceae. The record is from RefSeq and is a predicted model, not a curated record. The coding region runs from base 1 to 3192 and encodes 1063 amino acids. The transcript has 5 exons.